UAUAACUUUAAUUCCAAUCAUCAUAGUAAUUAAAGAGAAAAUUUUGAGGUAUUGAUUCCCCCAUCUUCUCUAGCAAAAUUAGAAAAUUAUUCUUCUUCUUCAUCAUUUUCAUCUAAAAAAAAUCAUCCAACUUUAUGUUGAACUCUUGUGAAGAAAUUAGUCAAAUUAAACUCAUUUCUGAAUGUUUUGUUACACCCAAAAAUGAAGUUGAAUCCUCGAAUCAACCUCACUAUUUAGGCCCGAUUGAUCUGGCCUUAUUAUCCUUAGACCAAAUGCAAAAAGGUCUCCUUUUUCCUUCUAAACCCAAAAAUAUUAAAUCUCAUCUUUUAGACAAGUUCAAAAACUCAUUGUCUAUUUCCCUUGUUCAUUUCUACCCUUUAGCUGGUCGAUUAGCCACCCAAAAAUUCCAUGAUGAACAUGCCAUCUGGGUGUACGUGGAUGGUAGCAAGGGUCCUGGUGCUCGCCUCAUCCACGCUUCUGUAGAUGAUCUACUUUGUUAUGAUCUGAUCUCAUCUAAUGAUGUCCAUCCAAUUGUCCGGUCAUUUUUUGACCUUGGUGAGAAAGCGGUCAAUCACGACGGUCAUACAAGACCUCUUUUGUCAAUUCAAGUAACCGAGCUUCUUGAUGGAGUCUUCAUUGGGUUUACAAUGAACCACUCUAUUGCUGAUGGUACCUCAUUAUGGCAUUUCAUUUCUACCUUGUCCCAAAUUUUCCUUCAAUUGGAUGACAAUUAUGAUGGGCCUAAAGAAAAUGCCAUCAUGUCCAUCUCUCACAGGCCCAUUUUCGAGCCCUUUUUUCCUGUUGGGUUUGGCCCAAUUCUCAAGUUGCCUUUUCUUGAGCCCAAUGAGUUCAUAACUCCAAACAUUGACAUAGGUCCGUUAAGAGAGAAAAUAUUUGACUUCUCGUCCACUUCAAUUUCAAAGAUCAAAAUCAUGGCUAACCAAGAAUGCGGACUAGGCCACCAUACUAUCUCUUCCUUCCAAGCCUUGUGUGCAUUUCUAUGGAUAUCCGUCACACGUGCUCGGAACUUGGAACCCGAUCAAGAGACCACCUUCGGAGUGGCCAUAAACUUCCGACCCAAAAUCAACCCGCCAUUGACCGGUGACUACUUUGGGGGGUUCAUCAAAAGAGCCCAUGGUACUUGCAAUGUAGGAGAGCUUUUGGGCAAAGGUUUAGGUUGGGCUGCAACAAUCAUCCAUGAACUUAUUAUUGGCCUAGAUGAUAAAGCGAUACGUGCCUUUCUUAAUAGGCUUAUUGAGGCACCUUUUGUGGUUCAGCCCAAUAUGACUAGUGUGUACUAUCAGCCCAAUAGCUUGUUGAUAGGCGGAUCGACGAAAUUCGAUAUGUAUGGGCCUGAAUUUGGGCUUGGUAAAGCAGUGGCUGUUUUAGCCGGGUAUGGUAACAAAGAAGAUGGGAAGGUGACUGCAAAUCCAGGACGUGAAGGAGGUGGAAGUGUUGAUUUAGAAGUGUGUCUUAGGCCAGAGACAAUGAAUGCUCUUGUAUUAAAUGAGGAGUUCAUGAGUUUUGUCUCGUAUAUUUGAAUUCAAUUAUUCAUUGUUACUCCGCUGGCCAUGAGAGCUGAUACACAUACAACACCAUUAGAAAUUUGAUAAAUCAUUAAAAGAGAGGAGAAAACUAGGAGUCAAAUAUAAAUUGAAUUCAAAUGGAACUUGGACCCAUAAUUCUAGCCAUUAAAAACAUGAAAAAUUAAAGUUGUAUGUAGGGACCACAUAUAACAAUUAUAUUAUUAAUUAAAAGUAUUUUUAAUAAGAGUUGAGUAAUUUCACAUGUAUAAAUUACAUUCUUUGUGGAGAAGCCAUACUUUUAUGGGGUAAAAAAAAAAAAAAAAAAAAA
This is a messenger RNA of Chenopodium quinoa (quinoa), 1854 nucleotides long. RefSeq lists its product as uncharacterized. The record is from RefSeq and is a predicted model, not a curated record. NCBI's taxonomy places the organism in Eukaryota, Viridiplantae, Streptophyta, Magnoliopsida, Caryophyllales, Amaranthaceae. The coding region runs from base 135 to 1541 and encodes 468 amino acids. The transcript has a single exon.